ACUUUCCUUCCGUAACAAUAGCAGUUAUACGACAAUCACGCAUUUUAAAAAUACCAUAUAACACGGAGUUGAUUAGCGAAAUGAUGAUGCACCACAGUUUGAGAUAUUUGUCGAAUUUAGCCAGCUACUGUGGCUAUUUCGCAAUCAAUGGGUGCCAAGUUGUAUGUAAAGUGACAACGAACCAGUUGCAGACACUCUGUCGUCAUGAAGGGAUUGUGUGCUUGGAUCUGGGGGUCAACAGGAAACAAAUGCACAACUUCGAAGUGGAGUACCUGUGUGACUACAAGAGGACAUUUGUUCCUGGUAGGAAGACAGCCAAUGCCACAGGAGUACCAAAGUUCUUAACUGAUGUGGUGCUGGUCACUGAAAGCAUCCAUCUGUACUUGAGAGAGAGAGAACUGCUCCCCUGCUCCAACCUCCAACCUGUAUGUGAGCGAGAGUUCUACUUGGUUAAAUGGAAGGGUUACCCAGAUCACAUGAACACCUGGGAGCCGAGGAAAAACCUGCGGUGUGUGGAGCUUCUACGUCAGUUCUGGGACGAUGUCUUCCUGGAGCUGCAGAGACAGAAAAAGACUGUAGUCCCCAACCGGUUUGAAACAGAGAUGUCCUCUUACCUGGAGCAGAGGGCCAGGCAUAGGCAGAGCCUGCAGAGGUGGGAGACCCAGAUCAACAGUGUUGGAGGCCUCACCAAACGCAUCCUGGUCCGCAACCGUGUGGACCUGGAGGGCCCUCCGAAUAACUUCACCUACAUCAACAACUACAAGGUGGGUGAGGGCAUUUCGAUGACGACGAUGGCAGUGGGGUGUGAGUGCACCAACUGUUUGGAGAACCCUGUGGGUGGUUGCUGCCCAGGAGUAUCGGGACAUGGCUUUGCCUACAACGAGUGUGGGCAGGUGAAGGUUAAGCCUGGGGAGCCCAUCUAUGAGUGCAACAAUAUGUGUCGCUGUGGACCAAACUGCCCCAACAGAGUGGUACAGAGAGGGAUCCAGCAUACCCUCUGCAUCUUCAAAACAGACAACGGGCGGGGGUGGGGAGUACGGACCUCUGAGCGUAUCCGAAGGCAUUCCUUUGUCAUGGAGUAUGUUGGAGAGAUCAUCACUACAGAGGAGGCAGAGAGGCGGGGUCAGGUCUAUGACAGACAGGGAGCAACGUACCUGUUUGACCUGGACUAUGUGGAGGAUGAGUACACCAUUGAUGCUGCUCACUAUGGAAAUGUAUCCCACUUCGUCAACCACAGUUGCAACCCUAACCUGCAGGUGUAUAACGUAUUCAUAGACAACCUGGAUGAGCGACUGCCACGUCUGGCUUUCUUCUCAAACCGUGGUAUCGGCGCUGGGGAAGAGCUCACCUUCGACUACAAUAUGCAGAUUGAUCCAAUAGAUGUGGAGAGUACAAAGAUGGACUCCAAUUUCAGCAUGACUAUUUCACCCAAAAAGGCUUCUCUCGUGACUGGAUCACCCAAGAAGGUUCACAUGACUGGAUCACCCAAGAAGGUUCCUCUCAUGACUGGAUCACCCAAAAAGGAUCCUCUCAUGACUGGAUCACCCAAAAAGGAUCCUCUCAUGACUGGAUCACCCAAAAAGGAUCCUCUCAUGACUGGAUCACCCAAAAAGGAUCCUCUCAUGACUGGAUCACCCAAAAAGGAUCCUCUCAUGAUUGGAUCACCCAGAAAGGAUCCUCUCAUGAUUGGAUCACCCAGAAAGGAUCCUCUCAUGAUUGGAUCACCCAGAAAGGAUCCUCUCAUGAUUGGAUCACCCAAAAAGCGAGCGCGCAUGGAGUGCAAGUGUGGGACAGACAAUUGCAGGGGGUACUUGUUUUAGGGUUGCAGCAAGGACAAAUUUAUACAUUUGACUUUUCCAGGAUUGUCAUCAUGACAAUUCAACUUUAUUUCUGGCAUUUUAAAUGUAUACUAUGAUGUCUGUGAAUAUUUUGCCCUAUUUGAUCAUAAACUAUUCAUUAGUGUUUGGGGCAUCUUUUAUUUGUUUCUUACAUGUAUACUAAAACCAAAUAACUUUUUUUAUUUUUUUUAAACAACACUCAAAUCCAAUUUGUUGGCUAUCCGAUCUCAUUGAAUCUACACUACCUUUCAAAAGUUUGGGGUCACUUAGAAAUGUUCUUGUUUUUGAAAGAAAAACACUUUUUGUCCAUUAAAUAACAUCAAAUUGAUCCGAAAUA
Oncorhynchus tshawytscha (Chinook salmon) is the source of this 2175-nucleotide messenger RNA. RefSeq names its product histone-lysine N-methyltransferase SUV39H1. The transcript is spliced from 8 exons. The record is from RefSeq and is a predicted model, not a curated record. Gene Ontology annotation, molecular function: zinc ion binding; protein binding; histone H3K9 methyltransferase activity. Bases 81 to 1820 code for a protein of 579 amino acids. Gene Ontology annotation, cellular component: nucleus. NCBI's taxonomy places the organism in Eukaryota, Metazoa, Chordata, Actinopteri, Salmoniformes, Salmonidae.